Molecule: messenger RNA, 2607 nt
Organism: Pan troglodytes (chimpanzee)
Lineage: Eukaryota; Metazoa; Chordata; Mammalia; Primates; Hominidae
Gene: ANGPTL1
Product: angiopoietin like 1
Exons: 5
Coding region: 626-2101 (491 amino acids)
Biological process (GO): platelet aggregation; fibrinolysis; blood coagulation
Cellular component (GO): fibrinogen complex
Molecular function (GO): extracellular matrix structural constituent; protein-macromolecule adaptor activity
Source: RefSeq, a predicted model, not a curated record
AGCAGACUAAAAUGUUUGUUUUAUAAUUGCCCGCUGAACUAUGAUAGUUUGUUUCCAGAUGGUGCCCUUCCUUCAACCUGCACACAAUCUCUCCUUGUUCGAAACUAUUCAACCUCCUGCUGAUCCCACCCCCCUAUUUAAGGCUACAAAGAGGAAAUCCUAAGGAGGAGAUUCCCGCCCCCAGUCUCCAGCAAUUUUUGGUGAUGUAAUAUGUGGGCUGAACUUGAGUCUACUGAGAAAGAGGGAAUCACUAUUCAGGGGUACUGUAUAUACAAUCUGGGUCAGCUGCAGCUGGUUACUGCAUUUCUCCAUGUGGCAGACAGAGCAAAGCCACAACGCUUUCUCUGCUGGAUUAAAGACGGCCCACAGACCAGAACUUCCACUAUACUACUUAAAAUUACAUAGGUGGCUUGUCAAAUUCAAUUGAUUAGUAUUGUAAAAGGAAAAAGAAGUUCCUUCUUACAGCUUGGAUUCAACGGUCCAAAACAAAAAUGCAGCUGCCAUUAAAGUCACAGAUGAACAAACUUCUACACUGAUUUUUAAAAUCAAGAAUAAGGGCAGCAAGUUUCUGGAUUCACUGAAUCAACAGACACAAAAAGACAUCAUUUUACAACCUCAUUUCAAAAUGAAGGCUUUUACCUGGACCCUAGGUGUGCUAUUCUUCCUACUAGUGGACGCUGGACAUUGCAGAGGUGGACAAUUCAAAAUUAAAAAAAUAAACCAGAGAAGAUACCCUCGUGCCACAGAUGGUAAAGAGGAAGCAAAGAAAUGUGCCUACACAUUCCUGGUACCUGAACAAAGAAUAACAGGGCCAAUCUGUGUCAACACCAAGGGGCAAGAUGCAAGUACCAUUAAAGACAUGAUCACCAGGAUGGACCUUGAAAACCUGAAGGAUGUGCUCUCCAGGCAGAAGCGGGAGAUAGAUGUUCUGCAACUGGUGGUGGAUGUAGAUGGAAACAUUGUGAAUGAGGUAAAGCUGCUGAGAAAGGAAAGCCGUAACAUGAACUCUCGUGUUACUCAACUCUACAUGCAACUAUUACAUGAGAUUAUCCGUAAGAGGGAUAAUUCACUUGAACUUUCCCAACUGGAAAACAAAAUCCUCAAUGUCACCACAGAAAUGCUGAAGAUGGCAACAAGAUACAGGGAACUAGAGGUGAAAUACGCUUCCUUGACUGAUCUUGUCAAUAACCAAUCUGUGAUGAUCACUUUGUUGGAAGAACAGUGCUUGAGGAUAUUUUCCCGACAAGACACCCAUGUGUCUCCCCCACUUGUCCAGGUGGUGCCACAACAUAUACCUAACAGCCAUCAGUAUACUCCUGGUCUGCUGGGAGGUAACGAGAUUCAGAGGGAUCCAGGUUAUCCCAGAGAUUUAAUGCCACCACCUGAUCUGGCAACUUCUCCCACCAAAAGCCCUUUCAAGAUACCACCGGUAACUUUCAUCAAUGAAGGACCAUUCAAAGACUGUCAGCAAGCAAAAGAAGCUGGGCAUUCGGUCAGUGGGAUUUAUAUGAUUAAACCUGAAAACAGCAAUGGACCAAUGCAGUUAUGGUGUGAAAACAGUUUGGAUCCUGGGGGUUGGACUGUUAUUCAGAAAAGAACAGACGGCUCUGUCAACUUCUUCAGAAAUUGGGAAAAUUAUAAGAAAGGGUUUGGAAACAUUGACGGAGAAUACUGGCUUGGACUGGAAAAUAUCUAUAUGCUUAGCAAUCAAGAUAAUUACAAGUUAUUGAUUGAAUUAGAAGACUGGAGUGAUAAAAAAGUCUAUGCAGAAUACAGCAGCUUUCGUCUGGAACCUGAAAGUGAAUUCUAUAGACUGCGCCUGGGAACUUACCAGGGAAAUGCAGGGGAUUCUAUGAUGUGGCAUAAUGGUAAACAAUUCACCACACUGGACAGAGAUAAAGAUAUGUAUGCAGGAAACUGCGCCCACUUUCAUAAAGGAGGCUGGUGGUACAAUGCCUGUGCACAUUCUAACCUAAAUGGAGUAUGGUACAGAGGAGGCCAUUACAGAAGCAAGCACCAAGAUGGAAUUUUCUGGGCCGAAUACAGAGGCGGGUCAUACUCCUUAAGAGCAGUUCAGAUGAUGAUCAAGCCUAUUGACUGAAGAGAGACACUCGCCAAUUUAAAUGACACAGAACUUUGUACUUUUCAGCUCUUAAAAAUGUAAAUGUUACAUGUAUAUUACUUGGCACAAUUUAUUUCUACACAUAAAGUUUUUAAAAUGAAUUUUACCGUAACUAUAAAAGGGAACCUAUAAAUGUAGUUUCAUCUGCCGUCAAUUACUGCAGAAAAUUAUGUGUAUCCACAACCUAGUUAUUUUAAAAAUUAUGUUGACUAAAUACAAAGUUUGUUUUCUAAAAUGUAAAUAUUUGCCACAAUGUAAAACAAAUCUUAGCUAUAUUUUAAAUCAUAAAUAACAUGUUCAAGAUACUUAACAAUUUAUUUAAAAUCUAAGAUUGCUCUAACGUCUAGUGAAAAAAAUAUUUUUAAAAUUUCAGCCAAAAUAAUGCAUUUUAUUUAUAAAAAUACAGACAGAAAAUUAGGGAGAAACCUCUAGUUUUGCCAAUAGAAAAUGCUUCUUCCAUUGAAUAAAAGUUAUUUCAAAUUGAA